Mucor velutinosus is the source of this 393-nucleotide messenger RNA. RefSeq lists its product as uncharacterized. Gene Ontology annotation, cellular component: cytosol. The record is from RefSeq and is a predicted model, not a curated record. The transcript is spliced from 3 exons. The coding region runs from base 1 to 393 and encodes 130 amino acids. NCBI's taxonomy places the organism in Eukaryota, Fungi, Mucoromycota, Mucoromycetes, Mucorales, Mucoraceae.
AUGUCAGAUAUCAUUGUACCUGGAUUUAAGAGCUCUGAGCUCAUUGCUGAAUUGAGCAAGUCUUUCGAGUCAUUUUCACCCGAGGAAAAAGCUAAAUUACUAAAGCAGGUCAAUGGCAUUUUUCAAUUUACAAUUAAAAACAAGAAUGGCAAAGAGGAGAUUUUCAUUGUUGACUGCAAAAAGGAAGGAAAGGUAUCUCGUGGCAAAGGUUCUGUCAAGCCAGAUGCCGUUUUGAUUCUCAAAGAUGAAGAUUUUGUUGCUUUGGCUACUGGAAAGCUUGUUGGUCAAAAGGCUUACAUGACUGGCAAGCUCAAGAUUAAGGGACAAAUCAUGUUGGCAAUGAAGUUGGAUAGUGUCUUCAAGACAAUUCAGCUCCCCUCUGCCAAAUUAUAG